This is a messenger RNA of Hirsutella rhossiliensis, 3105 nucleotides long. RefSeq names its product FACT complex subunit (SPT16/CDC68) domain-containing protein. Gene Ontology annotation, biological process: transcription elongation by RNA polymerase II; positive regulation of transcription elongation by RNA polymerase II. The transcript is spliced from 5 exons. Gene Ontology annotation, cellular component: FACT complex. The record is from RefSeq and is a predicted model, not a curated record. Gene Ontology annotation, molecular function: nucleosome binding. The coding region runs from base 1 to 3105 and encodes 1034 amino acids. NCBI's taxonomy places the organism in Eukaryota, Fungi, Ascomycota, Sordariomycetes, Hypocreales, Ophiocordycipitaceae.
AUGGCGGAGAUAAAAAUCGACAGCAAGCUCUUCCAGGAGCGCGUCUCCCACUUUGCGACGGCCUGGAAGAAUGACCUGCGGUCCAAGGAUGCCCUUUUCGCCGGGGCUUCCUCCAUCGUCAUCAUGAUGGGCAAGGUCGAGGAGGUCCCCGAGUUCCACAAGAACAACGCCAUGCACUUUUGGCUGCUCGGCUACGAGUUUCCCACGACGCUCAUGCUCUUUACUGUCGAUGCACUCUACAUUCUUACGACGCAAAAGAAAGCCAAACAUCUCGAACAGCUCAAGGGCGGCCGCUUUCCUAUCGAGGUCCUAGUCCGGGGCAAAGAUGCAGUCGAGAACGAGAAGCUCUUCGUCAAUAUUGCCGACAAGAUCAAGGCGGCAGGAGACAAAGUUGGCACAAUCACCAAAGACACCUCCAGGGGCCCUUUCGUCGAUGAGUGGAAAAAGGUCUUUGCCGAACACUGCAAGGACGUUCAAGAGGUCGACAUCUCCGCCGCCCUAUCUACGCAUGCGUUUUCCAUCAAGGACGAGAGCGAGCUUCGAGCGAUGCGGACCGCAUCAAAGGCCUGCGUCGCCUUGAUGACGCCCUAUUUCCUCGACGAAAUGUCCAACAUCCUGGAUGCCGAGAAGAAAGUGACACACUCGGCACUGGCCGAGAGAGUGGACAAGAAGCUCGACGACAACAAGUUUUGGCAGACGGUCCAACUUCCCAGCAAGGGCAAGCUGCCCACCGACUUUGAUGCCUCUCAACUCGACUGGAUCCUUGGGCCUGCCAUCCAGAGUGGCGGCAAAUACGACCUUCGGUUUGUCGGCGAUCCAAACAACGACAACCUGCACGCCGGAAUCAUCAUUGCCGCGCUGGGCCUUAGAUACAAGUCAUACUGCUCCACCAUCGCCCGCACGUACCUGGUGGACCCAAACAAGUCACAGGAGAGCAACUACAAGCUUCUGUACAUGAUUCACAACACCAUCCUCAAGGAGAUCCGAGAUGGAAUGGCGGCCAAGGACGUCUAUGCAAAGGCGCUGGGCAUCAUCAAGAGCAAGAAGCCGGAGAUGGAGAAGCACUUUCUCAAGAAUGUUGGCUGGGGCGUUGGCCUGGAGAACCGUGAUCCCACGCUCGUUCUCAAUGCCAAAAACUCGCGGACACUCAAGGACGGAAUGACGCUCAUUAUCCACACCGGCUUCCAUGACAUUGAGAACCCGCAGCCCCAAGAUAAGAACAGCAAGAGCUACUCUCUCGUCCUCACCGACACCGUCCGUGUCACGACUAGCGAGCCGGUUGUCUUCACAGCCGAGGCGCCCACCAGCGCCGACGCCAACUCAUUCUUCUUCAAAGACGACGAGGAAGCGGAGCCGGCCCCCAAAAAGGAGAAGAAGGAUUCUAGGGUUGGCGCUGUCGCCACCAAGAACAUUACAAACACCAGGCUUCGGUCAGAGCGGGCUACGCAGGUUGACGACGACUCCGAUAAGAAGCGGCGAGAGCACCAAAAAGAGCUUGCGACAAAGAAACAGAAGGAAGGCCUCGCCAGGUUUGCCGAGUCCACCAGCGGGCAGAACGGAGGUGAGGUCAAGAAGUUCAAGCGCUUCGAGUCGUACAAGCGCGAGGACCAGUUCCCCUUGAAGAUCAAGAACCUCGAGAUCGUAGUGGACACCAAGAACAACACUGUUGUUCUGCCCAUCAUGGGACGGCCUGUGCCGUUCCACAUCAACACCAUCAAGAAUGCCAGCAAGAGCGACGAAAAUGACUGUGCCUUCUUACGCAUAAACUUUCUCUCUCCCGGUCAGGGCGUCGGCAGAAAGGACGACCAACCGUUUGAGGAUGCGUCUGCUCAUUUCGUACGAAGUUUGACUUUCCGGUCGACGGAUGGCGAUCGGUAUAGCGAGAUUGCAACUCAAAUCUCGAAUAUGAAGCGUGACAUCUCCAAGAGAGAACAGGAGAAGAAGGACAUGGAGGAUGUGGUUGAGCAGGACAAGCUGAUGGAGAUUAGAAACCGUCGCCCGGCCGUUUUGGAUAAUGUCUACAUACGGCCGGCCAUGGAAGGCAAGCGAGUGCCCGGAAAAGUCGAAAUUCACCAGAACGGUAUUCGCUACCAGUCUCCGCUGAACGCCCAGCACCGCGUUGACGUGCUCUUCUCCAACGUUCGGCAUCUGUUCUUUCAGCCUUGCCAGCACGAGUUGAUUGUCAUCAUUCACAUCCACCUAAAAGACCCCAUCAUCGUGGGUAACAAGAAGAAGACAAAGGAUGUGCAGUUCUACCGUGAGGCCAUCGACAUACAGUUCGAUGAGACAGGCAACCGGAAGCGCAAGUAUCGGUACGGCGAUGAGGACGAGUUUGAGGCUGAGCAGGAGGAGCGACGCCGCCGAGCGGAGCUUGAUCGACUGUUCCAGGGAUUCGCGCAGAAGAUUGCCGAGGCUGGCCGCAAUGAGGGUAUCGAGGUGGACAUGCCCAUCCGAGACCUCGGGUUCCACGGUGUGCCGUUCCGCAGCAACGUCUUUGUCCAACCCACGACCGACUGUCUCAUUCAAGUGGUGGAGCCACCCUUCAUGGUGGUCACGAUUGAAGACGUCGAGCUGGCGCAUCUGGAACGCGUGCAGUUUGGUCUGAAAAACUUUGACUUGGUGUUUGUCUUCAAAGAUUUUUCUCGGGCGCCUUACCACAUCAACACCAUCCCGGUCGAAUUCCUGGACCAGGUCAAGGACUUUCUCGACUCGUCAGACAUUGCCUUUACCGAAGGUCCACUCAACCUCAACUGGGCCGCCAUCAUGAAGACCGUCACAGCCGACACGCACCAGUUCUUCGUGGACGGCGGGUGGGCCUUUUUGCAGCCCGAGUCCGACGAAUCCGGUGGCGAGCAGGAGUCGGACCAGGAGUCGGCGUUUGAGAUUGACGACGACGAGCUGGACGAGGCCAGCGAGUCGAGCGAAGAGGGCUCAGACUUUGGCAGCAACGCGAGCGACGACGACGACGACGACGACGCCGAGCUGGACAGCGAGGAAGAGGGCGAGGACUGGGAUGAGCUCGAGAAGAAGGCCAAGAAGCGGGAUCGGGAGGCCGGGCACGACGAGGAAGAGGACCAGGGCAGCAAGAAGAAGCGGAAGCGCUGA